This is a messenger RNA of Rhipicephalus microplus (southern cattle tick), 1508 nucleotides long. RefSeq names its product xyloside xylosyltransferase 1. The record is from RefSeq and is a predicted model, not a curated record. NCBI's taxonomy places the organism in Eukaryota, Metazoa, Arthropoda, Arachnida, Ixodida, Ixodidae. Gene Ontology annotation, molecular function: xylosyl alpha-1,3-xylosyltransferase activity. Gene Ontology annotation, cellular component: endoplasmic reticulum membrane. Gene Ontology annotation, biological process: protein O-linked glycosylation via N-acetylgalactosamine.
CGCGCGUUGCGUGCGCGUACAGGUGCAUGGCAUGCACGCGGAUGCUUCAAAUUGUUUGAUUGUGCGCGACCUUUGGAGACGGCGACGACGUCGGCGAGUGCAUCCAGCGAUGUAGCGCUCGUAGCUGCGUGUCCGGUGCAGAUGGAGCCUGACAGUCCUCGCAGACACCGCGCACGGCAGCUGCUGGUCACCCUCGGUGUCGUAACGGUGCUUGUCAUCCUUUACGCCAGUCCGCGCGAGCUGCGCACUGUUAUUAGAAACGGUGUUUUCCGAAAUCAAACGCACCCGAGCGGGAUGACAUCGCUCCGUAACAACAGCAGUGACAACCACCAGAACAACGACGCAAGUGCCUGGAAGUUUCCGAUCAGAGUGCUGGGACGCUUUCGACACGAUUCGAGUUCCACCGUCGACCGCUCCAGCGAAGUUGUUCACGUGCUGCUAAUUUUCGCGAACGUCAACGAAGCCAGAAACAUGCGCGAGAAGUUGGCGAUCUGCCUCGGAUCUCUGUUGGCGUUGAGCAGCGUCCCGCUUCGGCUCUACAUCGUGACGGACAUCGCCAGCGCCGAUGUGGCCCGGCAAGUUCUAGCGGACGCCUCGGCCAAGGCCUCUUCGGAUGUGCUGGCAGAGCUGCUGCAUAUGGAUGACAUGCUGGCUCCCCUCGAAGACCUGGUGUCCUUUUUGCAGCCUCACUUCAGUUCACACGGGUACUACGGCAAGAAGCUCUUCUUCCUGUCGACAGGUCUGCAUCGGCUGUUUCCCAAGGGAGUCCGCCGCCUCAUCCUUCUGGAUGUCGAUCUCCAUCUGCGCUCGGAUAUUGCCCUCUUGCACAAACACUUUGCCCAGUUUCCUCCGGGUGCGAUAAUGGGGCUUGCACACGAACUUCAGCCCGUCUAUCGGCAUUGCUUGCACAAGUACCGGCAGCAGCAUCCAGGCACCACAUGUGGCGAACCUGCGCCACGCGGAAAUCCUGGGUUCAACAGUGGAGUUUUGCUGAUCGAUCUCAAAGCUGUUCAGAGCUCCUCCACCUACAAGAAGUUCCUCACAGCUGAUGGGGUGCAGUGGCUGGUAAAAAAAUACAGCUUUGGAGGCAAUCUUGGAGACCAGGACUUCUACUCCCUCCUAAGCUGGGAAUUCCCUGAGCUAUUUUAUGUACUACCAUGCACAUGGAAUCGGCAGCUGUGUGAGUGGUGGCGGCAUCACGGAUAUGCGGAUGUCUUUGACGAGUAUCACAGGUGCAACGGUACCGUUCACAUUUAUCACGGCAACUGCAAUGCUUCCAUACCGUCAGUAAGGUGACCCACUAUGAAGGCGGGGUUGUUUCGGGUGUCACGCUCAGCAUGAAAAUCCUGGUACAGUUCCCGAAUGCAAGCACUAUUUAAAUGUGGAGUGGCAAUGGAAAAAGAUUUUCACAAGUCACUGGACGCCCAGGCAGUAAAGUUGCGAGAUGCGGUGCUGUUGUUUCCAAGCUCACCGAUAGUGAGAGCUCCAAGCACAUUCCAUUUUCUGAA